This is a messenger RNA of Impatiens glandulifera, 567 nucleotides long. RefSeq lists its product as uncharacterized. Bases 1 to 567 code for a protein of 188 amino acids. The transcript has 3 exons. Lineage: Eukaryota; Viridiplantae; Streptophyta; Magnoliopsida; Ericales; Balsaminaceae. The record is from RefSeq and is a predicted model, not a curated record.
AUGGUGGUGGUUCUUCUGUAUGUGGAUGAUAUAAUUUUAACGGGUAGUAACUAUGAUGAGGUUGCUCGUCUACAAGAUGAGCUAUCGCUUCGCUUUAAGAUGAAGAAGCUUGGUUUAUUUGUAUCGCAGAUCAACUACGCAAAGAAGUUGGUAGAAAAAUUUGGUAUGAAUGAUGGAAAAAAGAGCUAUACUCCUCUCGACGUAAAUCCUAGACUCAGUCAAGACGAAGGAACAUGUCUACCAGAUCCUCGUCCUUAUCGUGCUCUUGUGGGAAGUCUGAUUUAUAUGACUAUAACAAGGCCUGACAUUGCUUAUGCAGUUGGAGUGAUAUUGGUCUACUAUACGAAAAAGAUGCAAAAUUUGUCUUGCAAGGAUAUGCAGAUGCUGACUUUGCUGGAGAUUGAGACGAUCGAAGGUCCACAUCUGGGUUUGUUUUUCUUUGUGGAAACACUAGCAUAUCUUGGAGUAGUAGGAAACAAGGAUCAAUAUCAUUGUCUACAAACAGAAGCGGAAUACAAAACAUCAACUCAUGCAUCACAAGAGUGCAUAUGGCUUCGUAGACUCUAG